GGGGUGUGUGCGGGGGGCCGGAGGCGGCGGCUGUCAGAGUCGGCUCAGGCUGCGCUGGGGAACAUCGGCCGCCUCCAGCUCCCGGCGCGGCCCGGCCCGGCCGCCUCAGCAGACGCCUGCCUGCCUUGGCAGCCAUGAGGCCCCCGUGGUGUCCCCUGCACACGCCCUCCCUGGCUUCCCCGCUCCUUCUCCUCCUCUUCCUCCUGGGAGGAGGGGCAGAGGCUGAGGGCCUAGAGGACCCAGAGCUGCUGGUGACGGUGCGUGGGGGCCGGCUACGGGGCCUCCGCCUAAUGGCCCCUGGGGGCCCUGUCUCUGCUUUUCUGGGCAUCCCCUUCGCAGAGCCACCUGUGGGCCCCCGUCGCUUUCUGCCACCAGAGCCCAAGCGGCCCUGGCCAGGGGUGCUGAAUGCCACAGCCUUCCAAAGAGUCUGCUACCAAUAUGUGGACACCUUGUAUCCCGGCUUUGAGGGCACCGAGAUGUGGAACCCCAACCGUGAGCUGAGCGAGGAUUGCCUCUACCUCAAUGUGUGGACACCGUACCCCCGGCCUGCGUCCCCCACCCCUGUCCUCGUCUGGAUCUACGGGGGUGGCUUCUACAGCGGGGCCUCCUCCCUGGACGUGUAUGAUGGUCGCUUCCUGGCCCAGGCCGAGGGCACUGUGCUGGUGUCCAUGAACUACCGGGUGGGAGCCUUUGGCUUCUUGGCCCUGCCGGGGAGCCGGGAGGCCCCAGGCAAUGUGGGUCUACUGGAUCAGAGGCUGGCACUGCAGUGGGUGCAGGAGAACGUAGCAGCCUUCGGGGGGGAUCCAACGUCAGUGACUCUGUUUGGGGAAAGCGCAGGUGCCGCCUCCGUGGGCAUGCACCUGCUGUCCCCACCCAGCCGGGGCCUGUUCCACAGGGCCGUGCUGCAGAGCGGGGCACCCAAUGGGCCCUGGGCCACAGUGGGUGUGGGAGAGGCCCGCCGCAGGGCCACGCUGCUGGCCCGCCUCGUGGGCUGUCCCCCUGGUGGGGCUGGUGGCAAUGACACAGACCUGGUGGCCUGCCUGCGGACGCGGCCGUCUCAGGAUCUGGUGGACCACGAGUGGCAUGUGCUGCCUCAGGAAAGCGUCUUCCGCUUCUCCUUCGUGCCUGUGGUGGAUGGAGACUUCCUCAGUGACACGCCCGAAGCCCUCAUCAAUGCUGGAGACUUCCAUGGCCUGCAGGUGCUGGUGGGUGUGGUGAAGGAUGAGGGCUCCUAUUUUCUGGUUUACGGGGCCCCAGGCUUCAGCAAAAACAACGAGUCUCUCAUCAGCCGGGCCCAGUUCCUGGCCGGGGUGCGGGUCGGGGUCCCCCAGGCAAGUGACCUGGCUGCCGAGGCUGUGGUCCUGCAUUACACAGACUGGCUGCACCCUGAGGACCCGGCGCGCCUGAGGGAGGCCAUGAGUGAUGUGGUGGGCGACCACAACGUCGUGUGCCCCGUAGCCCAGCUGGCUGGGCGACUGGCCGCCCAAGGCGCUCGCGUCUAUGCCUACAUCUUUGAACACCGUGCAUCCACGCUCUCCUGGCCCCUCUGGAUGGGGGUGCCCCACGGCUACGAGAUCGAGUUUAUCUUCGGGCUCCCCCUGGAACCCUCGCUAAACUACACUGUCGAGGAGAGAACCUUUGCCCAACGACUGAUGAGAUACUGGGCCAACUUUGCCCGCACCGGGGACCCCAAUGACCCCCGGGACCCCAAAGCCCCGCAGUGGCCACCAUACACGGCGGGAGCGCAGCAGUACGUGAGCCUGAACCUGCGGCCGCUAGAGGUGCGGCGGGGGCUCCGCGCCCAGGCCUGCGCCUUCUGGAACCGCUUCCUACCCAAAUUGCUCAGCGCCACCGACACGCUGGACGAGGCUGAGCGCCAGUGGAAGGCUGAGUUCCACCGCUGGAGCUCCUACAUGGUGCAUUGGAAGAACCAGUUUGACCAUUACAGCAAGCAGGAUCGCUGCUCAGACCUGUGACCCAGGAGGGACCCCCUCGUCCCGCUGCCCUGCCCACUCCGCCCGGCCCCUCAGCUGUAUAUACUAUUUAUUUAAGGGUUGGGAUAUAACACAGAGGAUCCCUAGACCCUGCCCACCCACCCCCGACUUUCCCCUGGGGCUCCCCGCCCUCUGCAUGCCUCGGGCCGAGCCCCCUCCCCCGCGGUGCCUUCGCCCCUCUGGGCUGCCAAUAAACUGUUACAGCCACA
Messenger RNA from Balaenoptera acutorostrata (minke whale), 2203 nucleotides. It is a transcript of the gene ACHE, whose product is annotated as acetylcholinesterase (Cartwright blood group). The record is from RefSeq and is a predicted model, not a curated record. Lineage: Eukaryota; Metazoa; Chordata; Mammalia; Artiodactyla; Balaenopteridae. Gene Ontology annotation, biological process: acetylcholine catabolic process; choline metabolic process. The transcript has 5 exons. Gene Ontology annotation, cellular component: plasma membrane. Bases 135 to 1976 code for a protein of 613 amino acids. Gene Ontology annotation, molecular function: acetylcholinesterase activity.